Molecule: messenger RNA, 396 nt
Organism: Bombyx mandarina (wild silkworm)
Lineage: Eukaryota; Metazoa; Arthropoda; Insecta; Lepidoptera; Bombycidae
Product: craniofacial development protein 2-like
Source: RefSeq, a predicted model, not a curated record
AUGGGGUAUGCAAUUGAAGAACAUGAAAAUUAUAUAUUUUGUUACAAAGGUGAAACACUCGGCCAAUAUGGAGUUGGAUUUUUAAUAAACAAAAAACACAAGAAUAACAUUGUCAGUUUUUCAGCGUUCUCAGAACGAGUCGCUCUAUUGAAAAUAAAAUGCAACAACCAACUGCUUUCAAUAAUACAAGUAUAUGCACCCACUGAAAAAGCUACAGAUGAGGAGAUCAACUCGUUCUACACAACUCUACAGAUAGCGCAUAGUCACACAGGAGAAAGCGUAUUCUUAAUCGGUGAUUUUAAUGCAAAAGUUGGCCAACUGAAAACUGAAGACAGUGAAAAUUUGUUAUGGGAAAAUUCGGUUACGGAAAUAGAAAUGAAAGAGGAGAAAAACUAA